Galeopterus variegatus (Sunda flying lemur) is the source of this 936-nucleotide messenger RNA. RefSeq names its product olfactory receptor 9Q1-like. Lineage: Eukaryota; Metazoa; Chordata; Mammalia; Dermoptera; Cynocephalidae. Bases 1 to 936 code for a protein of 311 amino acids. Gene Ontology annotation, cellular component: membrane. Gene Ontology annotation, biological process: G protein-coupled receptor signaling pathway; sensory perception of smell. The transcript has a single exon. Gene Ontology annotation, molecular function: G protein-coupled receptor activity; odorant binding; olfactory receptor activity. The record is from RefSeq and is a predicted model, not a curated record.
AUGGCGGGGACAAACCUCACCUUAGUGACCGAAUUCCUCCUUAUCGCAUUCACCCAAUGUCCCGAAUGGGCGCUCCCUCUCUUCCUCCUGUUUUUGUUUAUCUAUCUCAUCACUUUAUUGGGGAACUUGGGGAUGAUCAUUCUGAUCCACAUGGAUCGCCGGCUCCACACCCCGAUGUACUUCCUCCUGAGACAUCUCUCUUUCAUGGACAUCUGCUACUCGUCUGUCACUGUCCCUCAGACGAUGGCCGUGUUGCUGGAGCACGGGGCAGCUUUAUCCUACACACGCUGCGCAGCUCAGUUCUUUCUGUUCACCUUCUUCGGUGCCAUCGACUGCUACCUCCUGGCCCUCAUGGCCUACGACCGCUAUGUGGCCGUGUGCCAGCCCCUGUUCUAUGUCACCAUCAUGACUCAGAAGGCCCGUUGGGGUUUUGUGGCUGGGGCUUACGUGGCUGGCCUCUUCAGCGCCUUGGUGCGGACCGUCUCAACUUUCACUCUCUCCUUCUGUGGAAACAAUGAGAUCGACUUCAUUUUCUGUGACCUCCCUCCUCUUUUAAAGCUGACCUGUGGGGACAGCUACACCCAGGAAUUGGUCAUUAUUGUGUUUGCCAUCUUUGUUCUCCCUGCCUGCAUGGUGGUGAUCUUGGUGUCCUACCUGCUUAUCAUCGUGACUAUUAUGAGGAUCCCCUCGGCUGGAGGCCGGGCCAAGACCUUUUCUACAUGUGCCUCCCACCUCACGGCUGUGUCACUUUUUUUUGGCACCCUCAUCUUCAUGUACCUGCGAGGUAACUCUGGCCAGUCCUCGGAAGAGGAUCGGGUGGUGUCCGUGUUCUACACGACAGUGAUCCCCAUGUUAAACCCCCUCAUCUACAGCCUGAGGAACAAGGAAGUGAAGGAGACCCUAAAGAACAUUCUCAGAAGAGUCGAGUUGUCCUAA